Messenger RNA from Castor canadensis (American beaver), 1700 nucleotides. It is a transcript of the gene Cpm, whose product is annotated as carboxypeptidase M. The record is from RefSeq and is a predicted model, not a curated record. Lineage: Eukaryota; Metazoa; Chordata; Mammalia; Rodentia; Castoridae. Gene Ontology annotation, biological process: peptide metabolic process; protein processing. Gene Ontology annotation, molecular function: metallocarboxypeptidase activity; zinc ion binding.
GAUGCGCGCCCGAGCUGGGAACAUGGACUUCGCGUGCCUCUGGCUAGGGCUUCUCCUGCCUUUGGCAGCUGCGCUGGAUUUCAGAUACCACCACCAGGAAGACAUGGAAGCGUUUCUGAAGAGAGUUGCCCAAAACUACAGUUCUAUCACUCACCUGCACAGUAUUGGGAAAUCCGUGAGAGGUAGAAACCUGUGGGUUCUCGUUGUGGGGCAGUUUCCAAAGGAACACAGAGUUGGCAUUCCAGAAUUCAAAUACGUGGCAAAUAUGCAUGGAGAUGAGACUGUGGGGCGGGAGCUGCUGCUCCACCUGAUCGACUAUCUCGUAACCAGCUAUGGGAAAGACCCUGACAUCACAAAACUAAUGAACAGUACACGAAUCCACAUCAUGCCUUCAAUGAACCCAGAUGGAUUCGAAGCUGUCAAGAAGCCUGACUGCUUUUACAACAGUGGAAGGGGAAAUUAUAAUGAGUAUGACCUGAAUAGAAAUUUCCCCGAUGCUUUUGAGCAUAAUAAUGUAUCAAGGCAGCCUGAAACGCUGGCAGUCAUGAAGUGGCUGAAAACGGAGACAUUUGUCCUCUCUGCAAACCUCCAUGGUGGUGCCCUUGUAGCCAGCUACCCAUUUGAUAAUGGAGUUCAAGCAACUGGAGCACUGCUCUCGCGAAGCUUAACUCCUGAUGAUGAUGUCUUUCAACACCUUGCACAUACCUAUGCUUCCAGAAAUCCCAACAUGAUGAAGGGAGAUCAGUGUAAAAACAAAAUGAACUUUCCUAAUGGAAUCACAAAUGGAUAUGCUUGGUAUCCGCUCCAAGGUGGGAUGCAAGAUUUCAACUACAUCUGGGCCCAGUGUUUUGAAAUUACCUUGGAGUUGUCAUGCUGUAAAUAUCCUCGUGAGGAGAAGCUUCCCUAUUUCUGGAAUGACAACAAGGCCUCAUUAAUUGAAUAUAUAAAACAGGUGCACCUAGGUAUCAAGGGACAAGUUUUUGAUCAAAGUGGAAAUCCAUUGCCCAAUGUAAUUGUGGAAGUCCAAGACAGAAAGCACAUCUGCCCAUAUAGAACCAACAAAUUUGGAGAGUAUUAUCUACUUCUCUUGCCUGGAUCCUAUGUAAUAAAUGUUACAGUCCCUGGACAUGACCCGCACCUCACAAAGAUAGUUAUUCCAGAGAAAUCCCAGAACUUCAGUGCUUUUAAAAAGGACUUUAUAUUUCCACUCCGAAGGCAAUCAGAUUCUGUCCUUGUAUCAAAUCCUUCAUGCCCAUUGGUUCCUCUAUACAGGGCAAUGCCAAGCUACUCAGCUGCAACAAAGCCUAGUUUGUUCUUAUUUUUAGUGCCUCUUUUGCACAUGUUUUUCAAAUAAAGUAAACUGUGAAACUCAAACCCCAUCAGCACCUGGAAUCAGGGAUUAGUCAUUCCAGGCAACUCUAACUCGCUCUGGUGGAACCUCACCUGGAUAAACUCCACAGUCUUCCCUACGAAGAGAGAUGGAUGCAAAUCCUGAAAUAAGCAAUGUGUGGGAAUAAUGAAAGGAAUGAUUCAGUUUUAUGAGUGGAAAAAACUACCUAUCAAAUAUUGACCAUUGACACUUAAUUUUGAAGUUGUCUUAGAAAUUUGUAAGAAGUUAAACUUGAGAAGCAAAACAAAAUCCUGCAAGAAAAAGGAAGUAAUUUUGUAUACAAAGAACCAGAUGAAUAUAAGCAACAAAG